AACUCUCGGGCUACUAAUUACGCACCGGGAGAGUCGGGUCCGGCGCUUAACUCUCUGUUGAAGGAUAUUAGUGAAAAGCCCCCAAACGUGGACAUAAAGUACGGCAAGAGUACGAUCUACUGCUUCGAUAGCGAGGCCUUUCGGUUCGCAGUGGCGACCGCACCGCCAAAUCGGUUGCCGUUUUCCGACGAUUCUAAACAGGAUUAUGAAAAUAGUUGGCGCAGGGGAGUUGGUGAAUGCGAGCGCCUAUUUAAACACAUUAUAUCACUGCACCCACAUAAAGUACGGGAUACUUUAUCACUAAACACAGCAAUCCAGAACAUUAACCUGCUAACCAAACCGUUGGCAGAUAUCGCAAAAAAUAUAGCCGACAAUCAAAAUGAAUUAGAAAUUCAUAAGAGACGUAUGGAAGUGUUCAAAGGUGACAUUGAGCAAUUGAGAAAGAAACUUUAUAUUCCUACUGUGGAUAUUGUGACAAUACCGUUAGACAUGCCUAAAACUUCCCACCUAUAUAUCAAUUAUGAGACUUCCAUUAAAAAGACCAAGAUUAGAGAUAAUAAAAAGUACCGGCGCAUAAAUAAUGCCGUGGAAGCAGCUAAGGUGAAACAACAGCAUAUAUGGGAACUGGAGGCUAAAAUAGUGGAACUGGCGGUUGAAACGGAAAUCAUAUCAAAAUCAAUGGCUCGAUUUGCGUGUUUUCUAAAGGAAAAUGCCCUUACACCAUUUAACGAUGCUUUUGGUAAUUACGUACGUUAUCUGAUUAAGAAUGAGAAAACAAAUGCUUCCCAGACUACCGGUGCCGAUAAGGGUGAGUGUGGAAACACGGCUGAGAAAUUGGAGCUCCUAUUAGAUGCAUAUAAUCAGCAGAGACAAGUGUUCAAAGAUGUCAUGGAUGAUAAUGUUUCAAAACGGGUAUCGAUUUCGAUCGAUGAGAUUGAUAAUAGUAUCGGCGAGUUAUGCCAUCUAAAGUGGAACGGUAGCAAAAUUGAGGAACUCCUAGAAUGUGAGCGUAAAACCAGAGUUAAGAAUCAUGAAAUUCAAAUGGAAGUCAGUCAUGAAUUGCCAGAGGGAGCCACCUUGUUCAAUAAAAUUAAGAAGUAUAUUAUUGAGUAA
Messenger RNA from Oppiella nova, 1113 nucleotides. The record is from the annotation of a GenBank genome assembly. Lineage: Eukaryota; Metazoa; Arthropoda; Arachnida; Sarcoptiformes; Oppiidae.